Fusarium coffeatum is the source of this 2031-nucleotide messenger RNA. RefSeq lists its product as uncharacterized. The record is from RefSeq and is a predicted model, not a curated record. The transcript is spliced from 3 exons. Bases 1 to 2031 code for a protein of 676 amino acids. Lineage: Eukaryota; Fungi; Ascomycota; Sordariomycetes; Hypocreales; Nectriaceae.
AUGUCAGUAUCGAAGGACACCACAGAGCAGGCACUUUUGGCCGCCGAUUCGGACAACAAUGAGGAAGCAAAAGAAGCUACCGAUACCUCAGCGCCUCCUAAGAGAGCUAAAUGGCAAUUCAGUCUCAUUGGUGGGGCAUGCGCAUGCAUCGUCGUCCUCAUCGUCAAUCUCAGUAUUACCAUAUGGUCAAGUGUCAGCUUCGUCGGCAGCGAAAGCGGUGACAGGUCAAUCCGGAGAAUUAUCUACGAAGGAUCUUGCUCGGAUUCGCGUACCAUCAACGUCGUUAUUCACCUUGUCAUCAACAUCUUCAGUUCAAUCCUCCUUGCGUCAAGCAACUAUGGCAUGCAGUGCCUUUCUGCACCAACAAGAGCAGAUGUAGAUCGAGCACAUAUACGCCGAAAUUGGAUGGAUAUCGGAAUCCCUAGCUUUCGAAACUUGAGAAUGGUGUCUCGAAAGAGAGCUGCUCUUUGGCUAUUGCUAGUCCUAUCUUCUAUUCCUCUGCAUCUUUUGUUCAACUCAGUAGUCUAUUCCUCUUUGACAAUAUGGGAGUAUCAUCAUUUCACAGUCAACGAAGACUUCCAAUUACUUUGGACAGAUGCUCCAUAUUUCUAUGAGGAUUCCCCAGACGACAAGCGAAGAGUCAAACAGCUGAUGGCCGGCGACCACGGGAAACUUGACAACCUGACAACGUUGCAAUGUAUCAAUGACUAUGCCGUCCCCUUUCAAACCAGGAGAGUCGACGUAAUACUCGUUGUCGAACCGGAUGGAGCUGUGUCCACUGGGAAGGAUACUGUUCACUGUGAUAACAGUAUUCAAACAGAUUACGACUGGAUCUGCGGUUGGGUCAAUCCCUCAUGCCAUCUCUGUCGGAGCGACUUACCUCAAGUCAGGAGCCAGUCAGAUGAUUGGAGGCCGUGGGGAAAGCGUGUGAAAUAUUGCCUCAGUCAGCCAGCGGAGCAAAUGUGUCGACUGAAUUUUGACGUUCGGAUCGCCGUAGUCAUACUUGCAGUCAAUUUCGUCAAGGGAGUUACGCUGGUCUUCAUAGCGCUAUGGCCACCAAAAGAGCCACUCUUCGUUCUUGGGGAUGCUGUUCAAUCAUUCUUGAUAUCCCCAGAUGAAACGACCACUGGGGCUUGCCUGGCAUCUUCGCGUCUGGUUCGGGCGGGCCAUCUCUCUCAACCCUGCACCAUCGAUUCAAAACCCAGGUUCCGAGGUAUCGCAGUAACGAAGACGAGGUGGACCUUGAGUAUUCUUACGUACACUAUGGCAUUCUCCGCCGCUUGCUAUCUCCUUGCAUGGGGUAUCCAGAAGCUCACAGGCCCUCAAGAUGCCAGAAGUCUUUGGGACCUUGGAUUUGGCAGUGCGAACGAGCUAACGAUGAUAUCAGGAAAGUCUUGGGGGGAUUCUAAGGACGAUAGCAAACUUAUCCGCAAUGUUUUCCAGUCUAACCUCCCUCAACUGAUCUUCUCGUUCCUCUAUUUUCAGUAUAAUAGCAUUUUUACCUGCAUGGCCGCUGCCGAGGAAUGGAGUAGCUAUGGCAACAAAAGAAGGUCUCUGCGCGUAUCAUCUAACCCGAGAGGCAAGCAACGAUCGCGAUACUUCCUCCAACUUCCCUACCGUUAUAGCGUCCCCCUGCUGUUAGCUUCAAUCUUGAUGCAUUGGAUGCUUUCGCAGAGCAUCUUCCUGGUCGCUAUUGAACAAUCAGGGGAAUGGUACUGGAUAACUAGCGGAUACUCCCCUAUCGCCAUCAUCUUCGUCGUCAUUAUUGCUAUAUUCAUGGCUGCUGCCGUUAUAAUUACAGCCUUCCGACGCCUGCCAACUACCAUGCCCGUCGCUGCAAGUUGCAGUUUGGCGAUUACAGCUGCCUGCCACCACCCAGAUAACGCGCCGCAGCCGGACGCGUCCAUAUCUCGUCUUCAAUGGGGUGUUAUGCAGCAACAGAGAGAAGACUCGGGUAAAGAGCUUACGAAUCAUUGUGGAUUUUCUCAAUACCCAGUCGAAAAGCCAGAAUGGGGGGUUGUGUAUCGUUGA